Messenger RNA from Drosophila melanogaster (fruit fly), 2521 nucleotides. RefSeq lists its product as uncharacterized. The transcript has 3 exons. The record is from RefSeq and is marked reviewed. The coding region runs from base 466 to 2247 and encodes 593 amino acids. Lineage: Eukaryota; Metazoa; Arthropoda; Insecta; Diptera; Drosophilidae.
AAAAUAAUACAUUACCAGCGCAAUAGUUAAAAGUUAACUAGAGAUGGCUGUGUAAGUGUGCAGUGUCCGCCGGCGCAUGGUCGUACGUGCCGCCUUCAGGCGAUUAACUUAUCUGCAACGUGCCAUCGCGAAGGCAAUUAUGUAUCUUGUUCUAGUCCAGCUUAGCAGUGGUUUAACUGGCCCGAGGCAUCGAAGGCGAAUCACUUGGCAAUUGGGCAAUCGCUAGCUUGGUCCUCCUUCUCCACUGGAAUGCUUGACUGGCCUUUUUGCCUGUCCGUGUCCAAAGUAGGAGGGCUGCAAAUAAGAAAAAAGUGGCAGUCCCCUCGCACAGCUCUGAGCUUGGUCAAAACGAAACGAGCCUUUGAAGGCCUUCUGAGGAUACGCAAGCUCCCGUCCAGCCAAUCCUGGAGGAUACUCAACGCCCCGUCUUUUGCGAGCCACAUCAACAACCGCCUGUUAAACACAAUGGGUUCCGUCAACUGCAAGGAGUACAAGACCACGGGCAGCACUCCCAAAAAGGAGAAGUCGACAGGUGGUGCCGUGGGUUCCUACCAGUCCAAGUGCAGCAACCAGAGUCCCAGUACAACCAUGUCGACGGAAGAGUCUUCGCCGGAUUCGGAGUACACAAGUGCGGUCCCCGUGGACUGCAGAGUUACGGAUCUGAAGGAGAACGAAAUGAAGCAGGUGGACUUCGAUGAGGACACCCGCGUGCUGCUCGUGAAGCAGAACGAUCGUCUGCUAGCAGUGGGUGCUAAGUGCACCCAUUACGGAGCUCCGCUCCAGACUGGAGCUUUGGGUUUGGGUCGUGUCCGCUGUCCUUGGCACGGCGCUUGCUUUAACCUGGAAAACGGAGACAUUGAGGACUUUCCUGGUCUCGAUUCCCUGCCAUGUUAUCGCGUGGAAGUGGGUAACGAGGGACAGGUGAUGCUCCGUGCAAAGCGAUCGGAUCUGGUGAAUAACAAGCGACUCAAGAACAUGGUCCGACGCAAGCCCGACGAUCAGCGAGUGUUCAUCGUGGUUGGCGGUGGUCCUUCUGGCGCUGUAGCCGUGGAAACCAUCCGACAGGAGGGCUUUACUGGGCGCCUAAUCUUUGUGUGCCGCGAAGACUAUCUGCCCUACGAUCGCGUUAAGAUCUCCAAGGCUAUGAACCUUGAGAUCGAGCAGCUGCGGUUCCGCGACGAGGAGUUCUACAAAGAGUACGAUAUCGAACUGUGGCAAGGAGUCGCCGCCGAGAAGUUGGAUACCGCUCAGAAAGAGCUGCACUGCAGCAAUGGCUACGUGGUGAAGUACGAUAAAAUCUACCUGGCCACAGGCUGCUCCGCCUUCCGGCCGCCUAUUCCCGGUGUUAACUUGGAGAACGUCCGCACUGUCCGAGAGUUGGCGGAUACAAAGGCGAUAUUGGCAUCGAUCACCCCGGAGUCCCGCGUCGUCUGUCUGGGAUCGAGCUUUAUCGCCUUGGAGGCAGCUGCUGGGUUGGUCUCCAAAGUGCAAAGCGUCACGGUUGUGGGUCGUGAAAACGUCCCACUUAAGGCCGCAUUCGGCGCGGAGAUUGGUCAGAGGGUGCUCCAGCUGUUCGAGGACAACAAGGUGGUCAUGCGCAUGGAGAGCGGCAUCGCCGAGAUCGUUGGCAACGAAGACGGCAAGGUAUCAGAGGUGGUGCUGGUAGAUGACACGCGUCUGCCUUGCGAUCUGCUGAUCUUGGGCACUGGCUCCAAGCUCAACACCCAAUUUCUGGCCAAGUCGGGCGUGAAGGUAAAUCGUAACGGAUCCGUGGACGUCACUGAUUUCCUGGAGUCCAAUGUACCCGAUGUGUAUGUGGGCGGUGAUAUAGCAAACGCCCACAUUCACGGGCUGGCCCACGAUCGCGUGAACAUCGGGCAUUACCAGCUGGCUCAAUACCAUGGACGAGUGGCGGCCAUCAACAUGUGCGGCGGGGUAAAGAAGCUGGAGGCCGUGCCCUUCUUUUUCACCCUCAUCUUCGGCAAGGGAAUUCGGUAUGCCGGGCAUGGCUCUUACAAGGAUGUGAUCAUUGACGGCAGCAUGGAGGACUUUAAGUUUGUGGCCUACUUCAUCAACGAGGCGGAUACGGUGACAGCGGUGGCUUCGUGCGGCCGGGAUCCGAUUGUGGCCCAGUUUGCCGAGCUAAUCUCGCAGGGCAAGUGCCUCGGUCGUGGCCAGAUCGAAGACCCGGCCACCCGUGAGGACUGGACAAAGAAGCUUGGCCAGCCGUUGCCCCAAGUUCGCUAAAUAAUCAACUUAAUGUGUAUUACCGCUGAGAUUUGUUGUUAUAUUUUCAUGCAAUCGUUGAGUAUUUAUUAUGGGUACUCGUAUGCAAAACUCUAUAAACGUGUAACUAUAUCUGUGUAUAUUUAUAAUUGUAGUUGUGGGGACUUCCUUGAGUUCCCGCCGCGGUUGCCACUUUUGGCCCAAGAGAUCAAAGAUGUAAGCGUUUCAUUCCCUUGCCACACAAUGGCGUAUUGGUUUACUUUUGCUAAAUAAAGAAUUUUAACGUUUCGUAUUU